Molecule: messenger RNA, 1158 nt
Organism: Fomitiporia mediterranea MF3/22
Lineage: Eukaryota; Fungi; Basidiomycota; Agaricomycetes; Hymenochaetales; Hymenochaetaceae
Product: Zinc/iron permease
Exons: 5
Coding region: 52-1080 (342 amino acids)
Biological process (GO): zinc ion transport; transmembrane transport
Cellular component (GO): membrane
Molecular function (GO): metal ion transmembrane transporter activity
Source: RefSeq, a predicted model, not a curated record
CUACCCUCUCUCUUCCACUCCAUCCUCUUCUGUCACCUACUGGAAACUAAUAUGUCGGCCUUCCUAAUCGUCCUUCUUAUGUCGGCAGCGCUUGGCGCCACGUCGUUUGGGAUUGGAAUGUUGCCGCUGUUCUUCACGUUCUCUCGAACGCAUAUUGAACAACUGUCGACGCUUGGAACUGGUUUGCUUUUGGGUGCAGCGUUGGGUAUCAUUAUCCCCGAGGGUGUUGAGACGUUAGUUUCGUCAAGUCCCUCCGACCCAGCACCAAAGAUAGCUUUAUCCCUCAUCUCGGGCUUUUCGUUCAUGCUCCUCGUUGAGCAGCUCACGUCAGGACACGCCCACGGACAUGGACAUGGCAAACACUUCCUCUCGCCGAGUCCCCGAACAACACCGCUCGAUUCACGCAACGCACAUACUAUCUCCGUAGGCUCUACUUCAUCUAAUGAGGAAUUCGAUAUCUCGUUAGCGGAGUUGGAAGAGGCUGAAGGCUUGGGAUCGGGGACUGAUCGUGGUGUUAGACAACCAAUGCUCAAUCAUCGUCGAACCCGGUCGGACGAGCAGAGUACGUUCGAGAAGCCGAGGGCUAUCGCGAUGACCCUUGGUUUGGUGAUUCAUAGUCUCGCGGAUGGGCUCGCGUUGGCUGCUUCUGCGCUUCCGAGGAAGGUAGGCGAGGGUGAGGGACAGAAUACGCAGCUAUGGUUGUUGGUUUUCUUUGCUUUGAUGGUGCACAAAGCGCCAACGGCAUUGGCGCUGUCUAUGUCAUUGAUGUCUUCCCUGUCGGCGGUGGAAUGUAGGAAACACCUUGCAGUGUUCAGCGCAGCGACGCCUUUUGGUGCCCUUGCGUCAUUUGGGCUUCUCAGACUUAUUGGCGCUGGUGCAGAUGGUGACUGGACGGGAGUUGCUCUGCUUGUAUCUGGAGGCACAUUCCUAUACGUCGCGACCGUCUUACAACCCGUCUCACAUCAAGAAACGCGAUCACCCUCGUCAUCAGAAAUGAACGAAAAAGUACGAGUGGGGAUUAUUAUUAUCGGGAUGUUCAUUCCGUUCUUGAUUUCUUUGAUUUCCGGACAUGAACAUUAGCAUUGAGUAUUCAGUUAAACAAGCGCAAUAAUUUUAUUGUUUUGUCCUUGGUUUGUUUUCGGUAUUCCUCAUUUUUCG